Paramuricea clavata is the source of this 988-nucleotide messenger RNA. The record is from the annotation of a GenBank genome assembly. NCBI's taxonomy places the organism in Eukaryota, Metazoa, Cnidaria, Anthozoa, Malacalcyonacea, Plexauridae.
AUGCAAAAAAUCCAAUCACUUUUUAAUGUUGGAAUUCUCCUAGUCCUGGCAAAGCUAACAGGUACAUAGCAUUAAAUUUAAGUGCCAUUUACCAAUUUUCCUUUUUGUUUUCUUUGAUUUUAGGCUUUUUAACCUCUUUGGCUGAACUCACAUUUACUGAUUUACGCAAUUAUCUUUUACAGCUGGAGAAGACACGGAAGUGGGUGACGUGGGUCUAUAUACUGCAGGUGUUAAACGAGGAGGAAAUAUCCAGCUGUUCUGUGAUGUAGAGAGUAACAAGACGUUAAAAGCAUUACGUUGGACACGGCAAGACAAGGCCAGUUCACCGAGGAAAACCAUUGCUAAACUAACUUUCAAAGCGGGUGCAACAAAUCGGUCUCUACCGUAUCAAGAGCAAUACAACCUGAACAAUGACAGUUAUACUCUGAUGGUGUCAAACAUGAACUCAUCUAUGGAGGGAUAUUAUACAUGCUAUGCAAACAAUAUAGUCAGGAAUGAAUACCACAUUUAUAUGACAGGUAAUUGACAUAUGAAACAUUGAAACCAUGCUUUUGUAAAGAGUUGCUGAAACUAUUUCAUGUACAGUAUAUUUCCUCCAAUAAAUAAGCCAGACAUACUGGUAACUAACCACAUCACUUUUUGACAACAAUUGUAGAUUCCUGCACCGUUAACAACUGCAAAAAAUCAGUGAAGAAAGGGAAAUUGUUCUUAGAACUUUCCACCCCAUCUGACAACUUGCCCAAGUAUUUUGGAAGUCUGAAAGUGAUCGGAGAAUGCAAUGGAAUAACAAAAGAGAUCUGUCAUAUAGAUUUAGUAAAUUCCAGCAACACAAAUUGUGAAUUUAUGGGUGGACAGUCAUCUCGGUACUUGAUAAUUGUAACAAAUGGUGAAAAGUAUCAACUCUGCAAUGUCUACAUCACUCUGACAAAAUCAUCUGCUUGUUUUACCAGUGAAGCCUGGAAUUUUACAAUCAAAGCAGAAGAUGAAG